Messenger RNA from Daldinia decipiens, 547 nucleotides. RefSeq lists its product as uncharacterized. NCBI's taxonomy places the organism in Eukaryota, Fungi, Ascomycota, Sordariomycetes, Xylariales, Hypoxylaceae. The record is from RefSeq and is a predicted model, not a curated record. The transcript has a single exon. The coding region runs from base 271 to 483 and encodes 70 amino acids.
UACAUAUUGUAUAGUUGCUUUAGUAAUCCUGGUCGAUCCAUCCUCCGCUUGAUCGCGAGAAUGCUGGAUCAACUUACGGCAUAUAUUUUCGCCUGUUUUACUUAUGUUAUCAACACAAUACAAUGGGCUGAUAAUCACUCGACUUUUGACAAUGUAUAGGCCGGUUGUUCAUGAUAACUAAAGGAGAAGGAGAAGGAGAAUCGAGAAGGAUUUACGAGACUAUCCUGACCCAUAGGCUAGUUAUCAUCUCUAUACCCUCAGGUGAAGGAAAUGUUUCUCGCGUAUCUGCAAUGCUUCCUUCGCCCAUGGCAAAGUCUUCCGGUUUGCGUCCGCCGUAUGAUCCUUUUGGGGUAUGAUCUUGAGUUUACUGCGCCUUCGACUAGAAGGUUGGCAACGUGUAAGCAGCCGACCAUAUUGAUGCCUGAAAUUGCUUCGUUGAAUUGCAUUCAUACCCCGGCGCCGCAACACCGCUCACAGCUUUGAAGUUGGAGAUGCAACUUAAUAGCUAGGAUCCUUAUGUUACCUUAGUCCUGUUAAUAUCAGCCAG